AUGCUUAGGAGAAGUCUUCGUCCCGCCUUCAGUCUCGUCCGCCGACCCGGCCCAGCAUAUCCAGUGACAAGAACACCGUUCCUAUCAAUUCAACCAGCCGGUAGGCUUCGUAUCUCGUCAUCAAUUGGCCUCGGCCGUCGAGCAUUGCACCAAGUUCCAGCCAUCGACAUGGAGCGAAUUGACACAACCAGUCGCCUCUCGAGGCUCCGGGAGCUGAUGAAGGAGCGCAACGUCGAUGUCUACGUCAUCCCCUCCGAAGACUCUCACGCCUCCGAAUACAUUGCUGGCUGCGAUGGCCGUCGAGAGUUCAUCUCUGGCUUCAGCGGCUCUGCUGGGUGUGCUGUUGUCACGCUGGACAAGGCAGCCUUGGCCACUGACGGAAGAUACUUCAACCAGGCCUCGAAGCAGCUCGACCAGAACUGGCUGCUCUUGAAGCAGGGCCUACAAGACGUCCCCACCUGGCAGGAAUGGUCUGCUGAGCAAUCCGCCGGUGGGAAAGUUGUUGCUGUCGACCCCGAGCUCAUCACGGGCUCAAUCGCGAAGAAGCUUGCUGAAAGGAUCAAGAGAUCAGGUGGCUCUGAUCUGUUACCCUUGAACGAGAACUUGGUAGACCUUGUUUGGGCUGGAAACCGUCCGACUCGCCCCAAGAACCCCGUCAAGGUAUUGCCCGUAAAGUUCAGCGGCAAAGAUGUCGGGACCAAGUUGAAGGAGUUGAGGCAGGAGUUAAGCAAGAAGAACUCACGCGCCUUCGUUGUCUCCAUGCUGGACGAAAUUGCCUGGCUUUUUAACCUUCGUGGCGACGAUAUUCCCUACAACCCCGUUUUCUUCUCAUACGCUAUCAUCACAUCAGACUCAGCAACCUUGUACGUGGACGACUACAAACUGGGAGAGGAAACUCAGGCCUACCUUGCAGGCAAUGGCGUUACUGUGAAGCCCUAUGAGUCCAUCUUCGACGCCAUUAGUAUCCUCCGAUCUUCCGACAAACCCACUGAGGCGACACCGGGGGCCCCUUCCAAGAAGUUCAUGAUCUCGACUAAGGCUUCAUGGGCCUUGAAACGUUCCCUCGGCGGAGAUGGUCAGGUUGACGAGGUUCGCAGUCCAAUCGGAGACUCCAAGGCUGUUAAGAACGAUAACGAAAUGGCUGGCAUGAGGGCUUGCCACAUUCGAGAUGGGGCUGCCUUGAUCGAGUACUUUGCCUGGCUGGAGGAUCAGCUAGUCGCGAAGAAGGUCAAACUGGACGAAGUGCAGGCAGCUGACAAGUUGGAGCAGCUUCGGUCGAAGCAAAACGAUUACGUUGGGCUGUCCUUCGACACCAUUUCCUCGACUGGUGCAAAUGCUGCUGUAAUCCACUACAAGCCUGAGCGUGGCGCUUGCUCCGUUAUCGAUCCCGCUGCCAUCUACCUAUGCGACUCUGGAGCUCAGUAUCUUGAUGGGACGACCGACACUACGAGAACACUCCACUUCGGACAACCGACCGAGGCCGAGAGGCUUGCGUAUACGCUAGUGCUCAAGGGCAACAUUGCAUUGGACACUGCCAUCUUUCCAAAGGGAACGACAGGCUUCGCUCUUGACUGCCUGGCUCGUCAACACCUGUGGAAAGAAGGUCUCGAUUACCGUCAUGGAACAGGACAUGGCGUUGGCUCCUACCUCAAUGUACACGAGGGCCCAAUUGGCAUCGGUACUCGCGUCCAGUUUGCCGAGGUCGCCCUGGCGCCAGGCAAUGUCGUGUCAAUCGAGCCUGGCUUCUAUGAAGAUGGAUCAUACGGUAUAAGAAUUGAGAACGUGGCCAUGGUGACGGAAGUCAAGACAAAGCAUUCUUUUGGCGACAAACCCUACCUAGGAUUCGAGCACGUCACUAUGGUCCCCUACUGCCAAAACCUCAUCGAACCUAGCCUCCUGACGGUCGAAGAGAAGGCCUGGCUCAACGCGCACAACGCAGAUGUAUUCCAGAAGACCAAAGACUACUUCCAGGAUGACCCGUUGACCCUAACAUGGCUGACACGAGAGACGCAGCCUUUAUAG
Molecule: messenger RNA, 2022 nt
Organism: Colletotrichum higginsianum IMI 349063
Lineage: Eukaryota; Fungi; Ascomycota; Sordariomycetes; Glomerellales; Glomerellaceae
Product: metallopeptidase family M24
Exons: 4
Coding region: 1-2022 (673 amino acids)
Molecular function (GO): metalloaminopeptidase activity
Source: RefSeq, a predicted model, not a curated record